Molecule: messenger RNA, 2553 nt
Organism: Schistocerca gregaria
Lineage: Eukaryota; Metazoa; Arthropoda; Insecta; Orthoptera; Acrididae
Product: juvenile hormone acid O-methyltransferase-like
Exons: 6
Coding region: 112-951 (279 amino acids)
Source: RefSeq, a predicted model, not a curated record
GCUGGCAGCGGCGUGCCCGCGCUCAGUGUGUGUACGACCACCGCAGUGCCCCUCUCGCAAGUGCAUCAGCAUCUUGUUCCUGUCUGUGAGGGGGAUAGACUUCUAACCAGCAUGGAUAAGCCGGACUUGUACAACCUCGGGUGUGCUCCCCUCACGCUGCUGGCCGCCAAACAGGUUGACGAGCUGUGGUCGGCCUUCACGUGGCCGAGGCAGCCACUGCCGGUGCUCGACAUUGGCUGCGGGCCCGGUGACGUCGCCAGGAAGGUUUUAGCCCCGCGGCUGCCACCGGGUACGAAGCUGGUAGCCUGCGACCUCAGCCCAGAGAUGCUGGAGUUCUGCAGGCAGCACAACGCACUGCCAGGCACCAUCACGUACGAGCAGCUGGACGUGGUUCAGCCCGACCUGGAGAACUCCGCCGUGUGGCAGUACGCGCCCUUCGGCAAGGUGUUCUGUUUGUUGCUGCUGCAUUGGGUGCCCGACAACAGGCGCGCUGUCCAGAACAUUCACAAGCUGUUGGUGCCUGGAGGAGAGGCUGUCUUCAGCAUUAUAGUUAACAUGGUGUUUUACACAGCGUUUGAAGAAAUGGCGAAAGACUCGCGUUGGGCGCGGUACAUGCAGGACGUGGAGCAGUUCGUAUCUCCGUACCAGCACAGUGAGGACCCAGAGAGCGACUUCCGCCAGCUGCUGCAGAGUGAGGGCUACCAGGUGCUGCGCUGUGACGUCGCGCCUCAGGUGCUCUUCUUCCCGAGUGAGAUGCGGCGUAGAGAUUUUCUGAAGUCAGUAUGUCCAUUCCUGAACCGAGUUCCGGAAGACCAGAAGGAUAAUUUCUUAGAUGAUUGGCUACAGCGUAUGGAGAAACUGAAUGGAUUAUCAAAGGACGUUGGAAGCAGUGAAGAGCCGAAAUACUACACCCACUUUAAAAUGAUGGUGGCUAUGGCCAAAAAACUGUAAUUGCAGUUUUGCACCACCGCUUGAACAAGAAACAAUAUUUAAUAACGGAAAUGACAAACAACACAGAGCACAGACGGAAUUCCCCGGCUAGUCUGUUGUUAACAGAGAAUUAAAUUAUAGACAUUUAUAUAUAUCUUCCAGUAAACUAUCUAUUUGGAAAAGCCUCUCAGGUUUAAAUGGCACUAUAAGAGUAUCCUGAUCUGUACAGUUUUGACGAUACUCCUGUCAAAGACAUUCCAACUGUGCUAGGAUUUCGUUUUUAAUUACCAGGAUGUGAACAUGACGCUCCUUUGCUCCCUUAAUUCGUUGGCUUCUCUCUCACUUUAACAUCAGGGCCAUAAAUGAUUCGUUUCGCACCUCUGUCGAAAUGAAGAACUACUAAAGGUUUGCUGCUAUAGUAUAAACACCAACAGAAGUGUAAGCAUAAAGCUUACCAACCGAACGGAGUGAAGUAACCGAACAGAGAGACUACUAAAGGUUUGCACCUUUAGUUGUUCUUCAUGUCGACAAGGGUGGCAAAAGGUAAUAUAUUGUUAAGAAGAGUUGUAAUUUAUACCUUCACUGGUAUUCACUGAGAGAUGCAGCUCAGAUAAUUACGAAAGGUGUUACUAUUGGAUACUUUAUCUCAUGGCAAAUUUUGUGAACCCUGCAAUACCAACAAUGCCACAAGCAGAAAGUUUACCCCGCAAAUAGUGUGAACUAAAAGGGCGUGCUGAAAAGUAAUGUCUCCGAUUUUCUAUGUGAAAACUCUUACAACUUUUUAAAUAAUCCAACCUUAUUAAGAUAAUGCAUCUUCAUUUCUCGUGCCUACACAUUUAUUUCUGAACGUAGGCACCCUGGAGAAUAACACAUUUCUUCCAACGAGGGACAUGUUUGUUAAUAUCGUCACUGCAGAAUGUUUGACUUAGUAGACGGAGCCACGCCAUCACCUCUGGUGGCACUGCUUCAUCCCUAUCAAAUUGAAAUCCUCAAAGGUGUUCUUCAAGGUUUUGAAACAGCUGGAAACUGGAUGGAGCCAAGUCGACAUUGUAUCGAGGAUGGUCGAUGACGGUGAACCAAAGACUUUUGCAGAUGUCGCAGCGCUCGUGUGUGGUCUGGCAUUGUCGUGCUGAAGGACAGGGUGUUCGAUAUGCGGACAAACUCUUGGAAUUCGAGUUUUCUGGUUUCUGAGUGUCUCGCAGUACACUGACAGUGUUAUGUUAUACAUCGCCAUGAUGCAUUCUAUAGUUUGGAGCCCUCUGGCGGCAGAGGGUUGCAACUUGCGUCAGCGAUGCGGAAAAGUCUACCGGCUAAUACCAUUGUCAUGUAACAGCCGAUAUUGAAAACAAAAUAAAAAAACGGAGGCAUUACUUUUCAAGGCGCCUUCGUAAUCGGACAGUGUGGUAUUUUAAGUUAAGGGCCGAUCAGAAAAGCAAUCUUCAGCGAAGCAUAUCUAAAUGUUUGCAGAGUGGGCAGUAGUGGCAUGAAUUUAUUUAGGUUUGUGAAGAAAGUGCAACUAGAAAACUUAAAGUGCCUACAUUUCUAAGUAGAAUAAGAUGGAGAAGUGUCACAAAGGAAAAUGACGUCAAACCAGUGCAUUUACAUUAUCGCAAAUAAUGUAAC